UUGUCACGUGUCUAAUAAUUGACUAUGCUUUCACUCUAAAUUUUUUUAUACUGACAUUGGUGACAACUUGAAAAAUCAUCCGUGCCAAUUUAAGUUGCACCAGAAUUUUACGUUAGAGCGAAGAGUUUGAGUAACAUAGAGGCAAAUAAUGUUUUUAUUUGGAUCAGUGGGGUCAACUCAACCUCUACAGUUCCUGGAAGAACAUAAUCCUCCGAUAGUCGUCAUGAUAGACUGCAUAAGUUCGCUGGCCUUUUAUUUUAGUGAAGGCAUUUAUGGGAAAGAGCAAGAGAAAGUCAUUGGAAGGCAUUGAAAUGAAAAGGCAUCCUCUCUUCACCUUCCUGUACCCAUUUAUGGUCUUUCUUUCAGUGCUAGGCCUGUCAAAUGCAGGUGACACAUUAAGUUCAGGCCAGUCCAUUAGUAAUGGAGAGAAACUAGUUUCCUCAGGCCAAAGGUUUGAGCUCGGCUUCUUCUCUCCUGGCAACUCCAAGAACAGGUUCUUGGGGAUAUGGUACAAGAUCACUCCCGAGACGGUCGUCUGGGUCGCCAACAGGAAGAGUCCGCUUGCCGAUUCAAAUGGUUCUCUCACAAUUACUAAUGAUGGAGCACUUGUUCUUCUCAACCAGUCAAAGAGUGUCGUUUGGUCUUCAAAUUCCUCGGGGACACUUACCAAUCCGGUUGCUCAGCUUUUGAACUCGGGAAAUCUUGUUCUUAGAGAGAAUAGCAGUUUGAGUUCUGAUGAAUAUUCAUGGCAGAGCUUCGAUUACCCAUCUGACACGCAAUUGGCUGGUAUGAACAUGGGGUUGAACUUAGCAACUGGUUUAGAGAGGUACCUGACUUCCUGGAGAAGCGCAGACGAUCCGUCCCCUGGAGACUAUAUGUACAGACUAAACAUUCAGGGGUUGCCACAAUGGGAAUUAGUCUCGACAGAUUCGGUAAUAAAGUUUCGGACAGGACCGUGGAAUGGAGCUCAAUUCAGUGGUGCUUCCAUGGAACCAAGUCCAGUCUCCAAGCCUGCACUAAUUUACAAUGCGAGCGAGAUAUAUGUCACGUAUGAGCCUCCAUCAAAUGGAGUCAUUACAAGAGUCAUGCUAAACCAGUCUGGAUUACUACAACGACUCGUGUAUGUGAAUUGGAGCACUGCAUGGGAUAUUAUGUACUCAAUUCCAAAUGAUUUAUGUGACAAUUAUGCGAAGUGUGGUGCCAAUGGUUUCUGCAGAAUUAACCAGGCUCCAAUAUGUGAAUGCUUACACGGGUACACACCCAAGUCGCAGGAGGAAUGGGACGUGCUUAACUGGUCUUCGGGCUGCGUGAGAAUACUACCCCUUAAUUGUUCAAUUGGAGAGGGCUUCUUGAAACUUGCUGGGGUGAAACUGCCUGACCUGAUAGAUUUCUGGUUGGACAAGAACAUGAGCCUCAAUAAAUGCAAGGCCGAGUGCUUGAAGAAUUGUUCAUGUGUAGCUUAUGCUAAUUCAGAUGUUACCGGAGGAGGUAGUGGCUGCCUAAUGUGGUUUGGUAACCUAAUCGAUAUUAGAGAAUUUCAAGAAGUUCACUACGAGCAGGAUAUAUUCAUUCGACUACCAGCAUCUGAACUAGAUGCAAUUCAAACUCCCAAAAUAAAGAAAAGAUUGAUCAUCAUAGGGAUUCCAGCCAUUUUGGGAUUUUUCAUUCUGGCCAUGGCAAUUUGGGCGAUCUACAGGAGGAGAACACUGAAGGCGAGAGGUUGGAGAACUGGAAAGGAUGACUUUGACUUGCCGUUACAUGAUUUUGCUACGAUCGCUGCUGCUACUGACAAUUUCUCUUGGAGAAAUAAGAUUGGAGAGGGCGGCUUUGGCCCUGUCUACAAGGGCAAUCUCUCAGUGGAUCAAGAAAUAGCAGUAAAGAGGCUGUCGAAGAAUUCCAGACAAGGUCUCGAAGAGUUUAUGAAUGAAGUAGUUCUGAUUGCAAAACUUCAGCACAGGAAUCUCGUAGGACUGGUGGGCUGCUGCACCGAGAGAGAGGAAAGAAUUUUGAUUUACGAAUUUAUGCCUAAUGGAAGCUUAGAUCAUUUCAUUUUUGAUAAGGAUAAAAGCUUCUCGUUGGAUUGGAAAAGAAGAUUUGACAUUGUAAUGGGAAUUGCAAGAGGACUUCUCUAUCUCCAUCAAGAUUCAAAACUUCAAAUUAUUCACAGAGACUUAAAGGCGAGCAACAUUUUGCUGGAUGCCAACCUAAAUCCUAAAAUAUCGGACUUUGGCUUGGCUAGGAUCUUCGGUGGUGAUGAAAAAGAAGCAAAAACUAGCAGAGUGAUGGGAACCUACGGCUAUAUGUCCCCAGAGUAUGCUUUUGAUGGGAAGUUUUCUGUGAAAUCCGACGUAUUUAGCUUUGGCGUGCUCUUAUUAGAAAUUGUGAGUGGCAAAAAGAAUAGAGGGUUCUGCCAUCCAAACCACCACCACAACCUUCUUGGGCACGCAUGGUUGCUUUGGACCCAAGGCAGGGCCUUGGAACUUCUCAACGAAUCAUUGUGCAACUCUGCAAUCGAGCCUCAAGUAGAAAGAUGCAUCCAUGUUGGGUUGUUGUGCGUCCAAAAGUUUCCCACAGACAGGCCGGCCAUGUCCACGGUAGCUUCCAUACUGGGAAGCGAAGGAACGGUUCUGCCUCAACCUAAGCAACCGGGUUUCUUCAUGGAAACAAGUCCGGAAAACUUGAGUUCAACUUCAACUGGGGAAGAUUUUUAUACGUACGGUGCAGUGAGCAUCACAAUGCCAGAAGCCCGGUAGACACUUCAUCAUCUAUCAUUGAGGUUUUGUACCCAAUACGAGAAAAACAUAGACCUAGUUAGCAUUUCAAUGUCCUACAAAGACAUUUCUCUAUGUCUAGAUUUUCUUCUUGGCGUAUACUUGAUAAAAGGAAAAGGCUUCUUGUUGAUACUGCUAA
This is a messenger RNA of Syzygium oleosum, 2910 nucleotides long. RefSeq names its product G-type lectin S-receptor-like serine/threonine-protein kinase At4g27290. The transcript is spliced from 7 exons. Gene Ontology annotation, biological process: recognition of pollen; protein phosphorylation. Gene Ontology annotation, molecular function: ATP binding; protein serine/threonine kinase activity. The coding region runs from base 273 to 2753 and encodes 826 amino acids. Lineage: Eukaryota; Viridiplantae; Streptophyta; Magnoliopsida; Myrtales; Myrtaceae. The record is from RefSeq and is a predicted model, not a curated record.